UAUAUAUAUUUCUUCCACACUAUAAGCAUACAUCAAAACAAAACAAUCAAAAUGGCAAGAAAACAAGCUUUUGUUGUUAGCCAUAAGGAACCACAACUCCUAGUACCUUCUAAACCUACACCCCAUGAAAUAAAGGAAUUAUCAGACAUAGAUGACCAAAAAGGCAUGAGGAUUCAUGUCUCUAUGAUCAUGUUCUUUAGGGCAAAUCCCCUCAUGAAAGCAAGGGACGCUGUGGAAGCCAUUAGAGGUGCAUUAGCUGAAGCCCUUGUAUGGUACUACCCUCUUGCAGGUCGCAUUAUUCAUGGCCCUGAUGAGGAUAAGUUCAUGGUGGAUUGUAGUGGUGAAGGGAUCUUGUUCGUGAAAGCAGAUAGUAAUUUCAGCUUGGAAGAUCUUGGCGAUGCUAUUAAGCCACCAUGUUUGUACUCCAAGGAGCUCUUGUAUCAAGUGCCUGGCUCUGAUGGAAUACUCGGGUGCCCCUUGUUGUUAGUUCAGGUGACACGUUUGAUUUGUGGAGGAUUUGUGGUGGCUAUACGACUAAACCAUGUCAUAACCGACGGAUUAGGUUUAGCAAAAUUCCUCAAGGCAACUGGGGAGCUAGCGCAGGGUGCAUCUUCACCGUCCAUUAAACCCAUAUGGAGAAGAGAACUGCUGACAGCAAAAAAUCUCCCACCUCGUACUCGUUACGAACACCCAGAAUACAACGUUGUUGGCCACGAAAACGACACAAAAAUGGACGAAAAAAAUGUGGUCGGUCGCGGUUUCUAUUUCGGCCCAAACGAGAUCAAAGCCAUCCGACAAAAACUCGCCCAACCAACCUCAAAGUUCAACAUGAUUACCGCUUCCAUUUGGAGGUCUCGAACCCGAGCCCUAAAUCUCACCGGCGAUGAAACGGUAGCCAUAACAACGAUGGUUAACGUGAGCGACAAAACCCCACUUGCACCGCUACAAAAGGGGUUUUACGGCAACGCGGCGGUGCCGGCGGCGGCGGUGACCGGAGCAAGAAUGUUGAGCAGUAACCCAUUAGGGUACGCUAUAGACUUAAUACAAAAGGCGAAAGAUAAAGUGGGAGAGGAUUAUGUACGGUCUAUGGUUAAUCUUAUGAAUGAAAAAGGAAAGCCGCAGAUUUUGAGGUCACGUUGCAACAUUGUUGUUUCGGAUGCGUCUAAAGCGGGGUUUGAUAGGGUGGAUUUUGGGUGGGGGAAGCCGGUGUACGGAGGAACCAUGGACGGAGGAUCCGCCACUCUUAGCAUAUAUGGUUGUUGCCGGAAUGUUGACGGAGAGGAAGGUGUGGUGGUGCCGGUUUUCUUGCCUCCGCCGGCGAUGGAGAGGUUUGAGAGAGAGAUGGAGAGAUUGACAAGUCUUGAGUUUGGAGAAAGUUUAAUUUCGAAGUCUAAUUUGUAAGGGUUUUUUUUUUGUGUGUGUAAUCGGGGUAUUUAUCAUUAAAUUAAUCUUCUCCUUAAAUUAUAGGUACUGGAUGAAGCAGUUGGUCUAGAUAUUUAAGUCUGCUUUGAGUGGUUAAUAUGUAAGUUAAUUAAGUUGUUUUCAGAGUGAAUUUCUAUAAAUUAGUAGUAAAACUAGGGAGUUUGAUAGUGUAAAUACGCUAAGAUGUUCUAAAUACGUACGAACUGGUGGGUCAGGUCGUAUUCAGGUCCUGUUGCAGUCUACUUGUUGGUUUAAGUCUCAAGCUCAAUAAAUGACGUCAGAGGGUUCGGAGUUAAGAUGUGGUAGGUGAAGUUGCCAAAAGUCCCUCUUUCUAGCAUUAAAUGUGGUAUUUAUAGCGCAAGAAGGAAAACACAUGUCGAGUUCUCGGCAUGACUGACAUGUGUUAUACAUGCAGUUGGUGGGCUCGGGAAUAGCCCCAUGAUAGUCAUGUAUGUGUGCUUAAAUUCCUUAUCACCCCAUUGGGAUGGGGUGGUUAAGGCCAGGAAUCUAGGUCCCAAGGCAACGAAGCAACAGUGCAGUCUCUAUUUAGCUCGGUUGUCACGUUGAGGUCGGGUACCGCCAAGAGUCGGUUAAGGUCGGGAACAAUUCCUCUCGGCGGCAUGACCAGGUACCAAAUAGGUACACGUAUGUGGAGGGGAGUAUACUCGGAGAAUAUCCCCUAUUAGAGUUAAUUAAGUCUUUGUGAUGUAUGUGUAUGUAUGUUAUUAUGAAUAUUAUUAUAUUGUUGCAAUGAAUAUGGUCGGUUGAAAUAUGUUGUUAUGAAUAUAUAUUAUUAUAUGAAAAAAGUAAUGGUUUAAGUC
Messenger RNA from Ipomoea triloba (trilobed morning glory), 2243 nucleotides. Its product is annotated as methanol O-anthraniloyltransferase-like. Lineage: Eukaryota; Viridiplantae; Streptophyta; Magnoliopsida; Solanales; Convolvulaceae. The transcript has 3 exons. The coding region runs from base 52 to 1401 and encodes 449 amino acids. The record is from RefSeq and is a predicted model, not a curated record.